UACUACACAAUUGUCCCUCCGACGUUUGAGAGGAACCUUCCUCUUUGUUCCGGCCUCACUGUAGCAAACAUGGCGGCAGAGGGAGACGUUGAUUUGGACCUGGAAGCCGAUGAAAACUGCACUGGAAAACCGGCAGAAAAACCUCGGAAACAUGACAGCGGAGCCGCGGACCUGGAGAGGGUCACGGACUACGCGGAGGAGAAAGAAAUAUCCAGCUCUGAUUUAGAGACGGCCAUGUCAGUGAUCGGAGACAGAAGGUCACGAGAACAGAAAGCCAAACAGGAAAGAGAAAAAGAGUUGGCCAAAGUCACCAUCAAGAAAGAGGACGUUGAGCUAAUUAUGUCAGAGAUGGAGAUUUCCAGGAACGUGGCGGAGCGCAGUCUGAGGGAACACAUGGGGAACGUGGUGGAAGCUCUGGUGGCUCUGACCAACUGAACAAACUACAUUCACACUCUGGACUGCUUCACGUCUUUGUUUUGAAGAACUCAUCAAGUCAGAAGAACUCGGCGGUUAAACUGUUGUUGCUCUAACUUACUCUGUUUUUUUUUUUUUUUUAAAUAAAAGUUAACACCGGG
Messenger RNA from Thunnus maccoyii (southern bluefin tuna), 575 nucleotides. RefSeq names its product huntingtin interacting protein K (gene hypk). Bases 70 to 435 code for a protein of 121 amino acids. Lineage: Eukaryota; Metazoa; Chordata; Actinopteri; Scombriformes; Scombridae. Gene Ontology annotation, biological process: negative regulation of apoptotic process; protein stabilization. The record is from RefSeq and is a predicted model, not a curated record. The transcript is spliced from 4 exons.